Molecule: messenger RNA, 1941 nt
Organism: Chaetomium strumarium
Lineage: Eukaryota; Fungi; Ascomycota; Sordariomycetes; Sordariales; Chaetomiaceae
Product: pheromone-processing carboxypeptidase KEX1
Exons: 3
Coding region: 1-1941 (646 amino acids)
Biological process (GO): apoptotic process; proteolysis
Cellular component (GO): trans-Golgi network
Molecular function (GO): serine-type carboxypeptidase activity
Source: RefSeq, a predicted model, not a curated record
AUGGCGCACCGUCGGUCAUCCGCAGGUUGGAGACACCUGCCGGCCAUCAUCAGCGCCCUUACGGUACCAUGGAUGGCACCACUAGCCGCUGCCGACAAGGCGGCCGGCGACUACUUUGUCCAUUCACUCCCUGGUGCCCCCGAGGGACCCCUGGUGAAGAUGCACGCUGGGCACAUCGAGAUCACGCCCGAACACAACGGCAACAUCUUCUUCUGGCAUUUUCAGAAUAAGCACAUUGCGAAUAAGCAGCGGACAGUCAUAUGGUUGAAUGGCGGGCCGGGAUGCAGCUCUGAAGAUGGCGCGUUGAUGGAAAUCGGCCCAUACCGGGUGAAGGAUGACAACACCCUCGUAUACAACGACGGCGCCUGGAAUGAGUUUGCCAACGUUCUGUUUGUCGAUAACCCCGUCGGCACCGGUUAUAGCUACGUCAACACCAACGCCUUUGUUCACGAGCUCGACGACAUGGCUGAGCAAUUUGUCACCUUCUUGGAGAAGUGGUAUGCAUUGUUCCCAGAAUAUGAGCACGAUGAUCUUUACAUUGCCGGGGAGUCGUACGCCGGCCAGCAUAUCCCUUACAUCGCGAAGCACAUUCUUGCUCGGAAUAAGCUCCCGACUACCAAGCACAAGUGGAACCUGAUGGGUCUCCUCAUCGGCAAUGGAUGGAUCUCACCUCCUGAGCAGUACGAAGCGUACCUUCAGUUCGCGUUCCAAAAGGGAUUAGUGCAGAAGGGGAGCGAUAUUGCAAACAAGCUCGAAGUCCAGCAGCGCCUUUGCCAAAAAGAGCUCGCGGUCAGCGAGGGCAUCGUCGACAACCCCGACUGCGAAAAGAUCCUCCAGGAUCUUCUACAGCUCACGUCUUCACGCAAUAAGGACAAUCGGCUCGAAUGCUACAACAUGUACGACGUGCGUCUCAAAGACGUCUACCCGUCCUGCGGCAUGAACUGGCCCCCGGACCUCAAGCAGGUCACCCCUUACCUCCGCCGCAAAGAAGUGGUCGAAGCCCUCCACGUCAACGCGAACAAGGCGACAGGCUGGGUCGAGUGCGACGGUUCGGUCAUUGCGAACUUCAAGCCGGUCAAAUCCAAACCUUCCAUUGAUCUGCUCCCCGACAUCCUGACCGAAGUUCCCAUCAUUCUCUUCUCCGGCUCUGAAGACCUCAUCUGCAACCACCUCGGCACUGAGGCCCUCAUCAGCAACAUGGCCUGGAACGGCGGCAAGGGGUUUGAGCUCUCCCCGGGCACCUGGGCGCCGCGGCGGGACUGGACCUUCGAGGGCGAGGCGGCCGGCUUCUGGCAGGAGGCGCGCAAUCUCACCUACGUGGUCUUUUAUAACAGCAGCCACAUGGUGCCCUUUGACCACCCGCGCCGGACGCGCGACAUGCUCGACCGCUUCAUGGGUGUCGACAUCAGCUCCAUCGGCGGCAAGCCCACCGACAGCAGGCUGGAUGGCGAGAAGGGCCCCGAGACGACCGUCGGCGGCGCCGCGGGCAACGGCACCGCGGAUCAGCAGGCCCAACAGGCCAAGCUGGACCAGGCCAAGUGGGAGGCCUACCAGCGUUCGGGGGAGAUCGUGCUCGUCAUCGUGGCCGUCGCCGCCGUGGCCUGGGGAUACUUCGUCUGGCGAGACCGGCGCAGAAGGCAGGGAUAUCAGGGCCUGGCCGGGGGAGAGAACGGGUCCGCUGCGGGGAGGAGGGACGCGGGUAACGGUGGUGCUAUCAUGAGUCAGCGCGCCCGGCGGGACAGGGAUCUGGAGGCGGGCGAUUUUGAUGAGACGCAAUUGGACUCGCUGCACGUGCGCUCGCCAACCGAGGAGGAACGGGAUGCGAGGUACAGCGUGGGCGGCGUGAGUGAUGAUAGUGAAGAUGAGGAGCAAAAGCAUGGAGGUGGGGAAAAGAAGGAGAGCGGAAAGGAUAAGGGGGGACACGAUGCGGGGAGUUCAUGA